Messenger RNA from Labeo rohita (rohu), 2200 nucleotides. It is a transcript of the gene tra2a, whose product is annotated as transformer 2 alpha homolog. Gene Ontology annotation, cellular component: spliceosomal complex. Bases 456 to 1331 code for a protein of 291 amino acids. NCBI's taxonomy places the organism in Eukaryota, Metazoa, Chordata, Actinopteri, Cypriniformes, Cyprinidae. Gene Ontology annotation, biological process: positive regulation of mRNA splicing, via spliceosome. The transcript has 10 exons. The record is from RefSeq and is a predicted model, not a curated record. Gene Ontology annotation, molecular function: RNA binding.
UAGUUCACCGCGCGCUUUAGCUGGUCAGCCAUUUUCUGCAGUUACAUUAAGAGCGGAAGUCUUCGUGGAAGAAUAUCUUCAUUUUCGCGCUUUUGCCAAUCAUUAAUACCUUAAAAAUGAGUGAUGCCGAGGAACCACAAUUCGAGGGGAGGGUUAUUGGUCGUGAAGGAUUUGAAGAGUUAAGGCCAAGAAUGUGGAAGAAUAUUCAAGAUAAAAGAAGGCUUUUACAGAGAAAAUGUUUACAGAGCAGACGGUUAAGUGGGAAGGGGAGAAAAGAACGGAAGAUCGGUCAGAUAGAAGCACGCUCGCGUUAUGUGUCUAAAGCAGAAAAAAGAAAAGAGGUUUCAGAUUGGGGUGAAGAAAUGAAAAGGAGAGGAAAAAUGAAAACUGAACAAAUGAAGACCGAAGAAUAAAAUGCCUGAGAGAAAGGAAUAGCGUAUACUGAAAACAGAAGAAUGAAUGAGUCCGAAUCCCGCUCGCCAUCCAAAUCGGAGCGGGGCAGCCCUGUCCAACCCAAGGCGGAGAGCAGGUCUGGCUCUCCCAGCCCUUCCCGAGCAUCCAAACGUUCUGAAUCCAGAUCCCGAUCCCGCUCCAAGUCCAGGUCUCGCUCUCGUCGCCAUUCGAAUCGCCACUACAGCCGCUCUCGGUCUCACUCCCACCGGAAGAAGUCCCGCUCUCGCUCCUACAGUCCUGAAUACCGACGCAGGCGGAGCCAGAGCACAUCGCCCAUGUCUAAUCGACGCAGACACACUGGUAGCCGGAGCUCAUACAGCCAUGACUCCAAAAAAGACUCGCACAGUCAUGGUGAUGCCAGGGCUAAUCCAGACCCGAACACUUGUCUGGGUGUGUUUGGUCUCAGUCUGUACACAACAGAGCGAGACCUGAGAGAGGUCUUCUCACGUUACGGGCCUUUAGCCGGUGUCAAUGUUGUGUACGACCAGCGAACGGGACGCUCUCGCGGUUUUGCCUUCGUUUACUUUGAGCACAUCGAUGAUGCCAAAGAGGCAAUGGAGCGGGCUAAUGGCAUGGAGUUGGAUGGAAGGCGCAUUAGGGUGGAUUAUUCUAUCACCAAACGUCCACACACACCCACACCAGGCAUCUACAUGGGUCGGCCCACACAUAACGGAGGUGGGAGCAGCAGCGGUGGCGGCGGCGGCGGUGGUGGCGGCGGCGGCCGUAGACGAGACUCGUAUUACGAUCGUGGCUAUGAUAGAUACGACCGUUAUGACGAGUAUGACUACAGAUACAGCAGGAGGCGCUCUCCGUCACCUUAUUACAGCCGGUACAGGUCCCGCUCAAGAUCUCGCUCCUACAGCCCACGACGAUACUAGGAAGAUCCCUAAGACGUCUUUCUUUUUGCCUGUUUGCAUCCAGCUAUACAUUUGUAAAGACAUGAAGUACAUGUAAACUCACUGUACUACAGAAAGAUUUAAUAAAUGUCUUAAUUUGUAGACUUAUUAGUAUGUAAGUUGAAGGUUUGUGGAGAUGAUAAAUACUGUCAUCAUGGGGUUUUAUGUGUGAGGGGGUUUUUUUUGUUUGUUUUUUUGGUAGUGUGCUCGUAUGGUGUGAUAUGAGUUUUCCUAUAUACUGGGUAUCUUUUAGUAAGUAUGUGUGCCGUACUAAGAGCGAGUGAGUGUGUGAGUUGCUGUACAUAUGAGACAGAGAAUCAUGUACUUGAGAAAGCAGGCUGAGAUUGCCUCUGUUUAUCUGUGACAGAAAAAUACUUUUAAUUUCAGGAUUAAUUUGUGUUGCUUUGUUUCUUUUUCAAGAAAUAAAGACCUUAAAAUAAAUGUGCUUCUUUUUAUUGUGACAAGACGUGCUUUGAUGUGCUACUUAGUCUUAUUAAUGUUCUUCAAAGCUGGGAAUACAAGCUUUUUUUGUAGUAACGUAUUCUACAGAAACCACCAACUUGGCUUUACAUUUGAAUGUUGAAUUUUAAAAAACAUACAAAAAUGUGUGAAAAAACAUCUAAUUUAUCGCUAAGAAAUUUCUAGCAGUUCCUAGCAAGUAAUUAAUGUUUAAUAUCUAUGACAAAAUGUGUCAUGUCACAACUGUUACAAAAAAUUAUUAAUACAUUCCAGUAUCUGAAAUGCAAAAAUCAGGUCAUAAUUAUUAAUAAUAAUGAUAACAGGUGAGAAGAAGAACAUUGAUAAUUUGCACUAUUAUCAGAUUGUUAAAAUAAAAGCAAUAUGUGAACAAA